Molecule: messenger RNA, 427 nt
Organism: Helianthus annuus (common sunflower)
Lineage: Eukaryota; Viridiplantae; Streptophyta; Magnoliopsida; Asterales; Asteraceae
Exons: 3
Coding region: 27-377 (116 amino acids)
Source: RefSeq, a predicted model, not a curated record
AUGUGUUUAUAUUACUUUUGAAAUUUAUGUUUUUCUUUUUUCAGGACAAAAACAUGAGUGACAUGGAUCUCGACAGCUUUUUGAUACCGAAAGAUGUUAUGGUGAAUGAACCGGUUCUGUGCUCCACAGUUGUUUCUGAUUUCAAAGAGAAUUCGGUUUCAAAAACUGAAGGCAAGGGCAAAUCAAGUGUUGAUUGUGAUGUAGAUUCAACUAUGAAGGAUGACCCGAAGGCGAAAACUGUUGUUAAUGUUAAUGAAGACAUAUCUUUAAAGGUUGUAUUUGUCCUACUUAAACUAUUAUUUUUUAAUUUUACUGAAUGUGUUUAUAUUACUUUUGAAAUUUAUGUUUUGCUUUUUUCAGGACAAAAGCAUGAGUGACAUGGAUCUCGACAGCUUUUUGAUACCAAAAGAUGUUAUGGUGAAUGAAC